Molecule: messenger RNA, 1578 nt
Organism: Erythranthe guttata (spotted monkey flower)
Lineage: Eukaryota; Viridiplantae; Streptophyta; Magnoliopsida; Lamiales; Phrymaceae
Source: RefSeq, a predicted model, not a curated record
UUUGCUGACUCAUCAAAACCACAAUAAAUUACAAAUACAUAAAUGGAAAACCAGAUUUCAUCUCUGUCGGUAACAAGCAAUCUCCGUUCACACCCCCAUUUUUACAAUCUUCACGCAGUAAAAGAUCUCCACUCUCCUCAGAAAAAUUGACAUAUAUUUCUGUAUCUAUACUAUACGUACGCCUCCGCAGUAGAAAUGUACAGGACCGUUUUUUUUUUUUUUUCGUUCGAAAUGAUUCACAUUUGAUCAGAAUGCCACCGUCGUCAACGGCUCGCGGCUCGGCUUAUCUCACGGCGCUCGCCGUCGAGAUUGAGAAGAAGCUCCGCCGUGCGUUGGCUUCUCCUUCGCAGAGGCGAAAUUUGUUGCAGGAGUUGUUUGCGGACGUAGCUUUGGAAGUAGAUGACCGUGCGAAAGAUAUUAUUUUUGGCGAGGAAGGUUCAAUUUCCGUGGCGGACGAUAGGUAUGGUGGCCCUAUAUGCUUUUACGAUGUUCUUGCCGAUUAUUUUGUUAGCAUGCCCCAAAAUGAGAAGUCAAUCCUCGAUCUGAUUGUACAACAUUGGAGCCAGUCGUUUGCAUCGAAUAUUUUCUCUCUGUUGUUCCACAAGUGGUUGUUCGAGGUUCAGCUUGAUAAUCCUGAGGUCCUACUCCGGUAUUCUUCUGCUCUUGUCCAAGGUUCCACAAACGUCUUCUGGAUAGAUAUCCAAACAAAUACAAGGCGUUUCCAAAGUCUAUUUCAGUAUCUCCUAGAGGAAGUUGCUCUAUAUUCUGACAGAUUAAAGAAGAUCCCGUUACAGGCUCAGAGAGACCUGUUUCUUCUUCUCUCAAGGUUCAUGUUCUUUUACAACUCAGUUGACAAGCUUGAAAGCUUUUUGAAGCAGUUUCCUGAUUUUCCAAACGCUUUCUUGAUCGGUGGUCCCUCAGACAUAUUUGUAACAGAAUUGGCUGAUCAGCUUCAAAAACUAAAGGUGGAGCCAGUUCUUCUGCAUUAUCUCUCUGAGCUUAAAGUUCUCCAAGGUCUAGAACUUAGAAUGACAACUAGUACAAGACUGAAAACAUGUCUGUACAGCUUCACAUCGCCCGGUGGUCCAAUGUAUCCAACGAGAGCUGUUCGUCAUGCAGCAUGGGAUGCCUUGGAUUGUCUUUUUCCCGUUGGGAGGUACCCUCGGCAUCUUAUAAGUCUCUUCUUCCGAUUGCUAUAUCCAUGGUACUGGCCCUCGUCUUGUUGGAACUUUGUAAUUUCUUGUUUACAAGCUGUUUUAUAUUCUCUGUUGAGGUUGGUUUUUUCUAGCUGGGAAAAUCUGAGAAAACCGAGACACUAGUAGGUAGAUUUAGAUGCUUGCAUAAUGUUUUAAGCUUAUCGAGGUAAGUUUGCGCUCAAUCUGCUCGCUGGGUUAAAAAAAAAUGUGUAUUAUGUAAUGAUCUUUUCGUGUAAUAAUAAACUUGAAACUUGGACACUGGAUUCGAACUUUGAUAUUAAGUAUUCCGCUCGGUGCCUGUUUUUCGUUAGUAAAUACUAAAUGGCUUAGCUAGUCUUUGAUGAAUUAUUUAUAUUUAUGAAAUACAGAUUUCUACAGAUUA